AAGAAGAAACGGCUUGUGCAGAGCCCCAACUCCUACUUCAUGGAUGUAAAAUGCCCAGGAUGCUACAAGAUCACCACUGUAUUCAGCCAUGCUCAGACAGUAGUUCUGUGUGUAGGAUGCUCAACUGUCCUGUGUCAGCCUACUGGGGGUAAAGCCAGAUUAACAGAAGGCUGUUCAUUUAGAAGAAAGCAACACUGA
Messenger RNA from Nestor notabilis (Kea), 198 nucleotides. Its product is annotated as 40S ribosomal protein S27-like. The transcript has 3 exons. NCBI's taxonomy places the organism in Eukaryota, Metazoa, Chordata, Aves, Psittaciformes, Psittacidae. The record is from RefSeq and is a predicted model, not a curated record. Gene Ontology annotation, cellular component: ribosome; cytosolic small ribosomal subunit. The annotation marks the transcript as partial. Gene Ontology annotation, biological process: ribosomal small subunit assembly; translation. Gene Ontology annotation, molecular function: RNA binding; structural constituent of ribosome.